AUGGACAAAUGUGUUGAUGAAGUGAAAUUAAGAAAAGUGACUAAAUCAAUUUCCCGACAAAGAUUAUGCUUAGUCACAGAGGUGCGUGGAAUUUAUUCCUCCUCCUACUACACCCCUUGUCCCCAACUACCAAUGUGGUUAAAGAAAAGACGCGACUUUAACGCCACAUUAAGAAAAAAAAUAUUUAUAUUUUCAAUUGUGCGUCCCCCGGAGAUAGGUUGUAAACAUGAAGGAACAGAUGAACUUGAAAGAACGUUUCGCAAGGAAGUAGAUGAUCUCAAGCAAGCAUUUCAAGUGUUCAGGGUUUUCCUUUUGUUUCUACUGCUUCAAAAUCUGACUUUUAUCGAGUCAAGAAAUAAAUGUCUGUUGCACAUACGUCUAAAAGACCAGCCAGUGUACUGGUAUGCGUAUCAUAAAUCAUUACCCAUCCUCGCUAAAGAUUACAAAACAGUAUGGAGUAUCGAGACUCCUUCUUUACCCUUUGUUAACGGUUCAUUGAGUAUCAAAGUUGACCAAAGUUUAGACAAAGACACGAUUGGACAAUAUUUUUGCAUAGAGGAUCGUGAUGAUGUCCAUCUGUGUGCUCCCAACCAAGAUAGUGCUUGGCCUCGAUCUUUCAAAAUUGAGAAUCAAAAUGGUGUCUUCUUUCAGUUAAAAACCUUGGUUUCUGGUUUGCAUAACAAUCGGGUACGUAAGGCGAAUGCCCAUGACAAUUCUGGAGGACAGUACCAUUUCGAACUUGCUGAAAAGACUGCAACAACGGGACUUGUGUGGAAAGCAGAAAUCGUCGAAGGAUGUUAUGGUAUUUUUAGACCGCAAACCACAACUGUUUCACCACCAACGACAAUGACAACAUCAACUACAACAUCAGCUACAACAACAACAAUACCGACGACGAUGGCGAUGACAACGACCACGACGCCUUCAAUAACAACAACAACAACGCCAAAAACUACAACGCCAAAAACUGCAAAGCUGACCGAAACUUCUAGGAAAGCCACAACAGCGUAUAUAACAACGACCGAGAUGAUUUACUGCUUGAAUGACCAACCUAUGUCGAAGGAUAAUUUCCAAUGUUUUAAGCCAGACAAUGUCACUGAAGUUCAAAACAUUAUUGAGGAAAAAAUACUUGAAAUGGACGACAAUCAUGAUAAUGGUAGCACACCGAUAAAAAAUGUACGUCAACCGACAGUUGAACAUACUAAACAAAUUUUUAAAUUGGCUGUCAAAGUUGAACAAGUCGGAAUAUUAGCAGCGGAGCAACUAAAAGAAAACAAAACAAUUUCAGUAAAAAACGAGGAAAUAGAUAUGACGAUUCGUAAACAACAUCUACCAUUUUCAUUCCCGAAGAAUUCAAGCAGUAAAAUUAUCGUAAAAGGAGGGCCAGGUCUGGUUGGUGUUGUUGGUAUUGUUUAUGAGAAGCUCCAUGAAGACAUUUCAAAUAAAAUUAUUUUACAUGAAGACAAUGAUGACGACGACAAUAAUAAUGUUGAGAAGAAUGUCUUCUAUAAAAUCAAUAGUAAAGUAAUCACAUCGGCUGUUAGCAAUCCAUCCUCAGUUAGGAGCGUGAAAGUCAUCUUGGAACAUCUGAAAGAGAUACAAGUACCUGAUUCAACCUGUGCAUUCUGGAACACUACAAGGAAUGCUUGGGGUAUAGAUGGAUGCACAAAGGUCGAUGCAGAAUCAACAUUAACAUUCACAGUUUGUGAAUGUUCACAUUUAACGAAUUUUGCAAUCUUGAUGAAGUUCAGAGAGUUUCAUGUGACAGAAGUCCAUCAAAAUGCUUUGAACAAAUUAUCACUUAUUUGUUCUUGCGUUUCCAUUUGUUUUCUGUUUAUUGGUAUACUGCUUUUAACCUUCUUGCUAUGUGGUGGAAAGAGACAUACCCGCCACAUUAUACAUAUAAAUCUGAUGAUAUCAUUGUUCAUUGCGCAGUUGAUAUUUGUCACUGGUGUGGGCGCUGUUGAGAAUAAGGCGGUGUGUCAGAGUGUGGCGUAUCUUCUGCACUAUUUUUAUCUUGCAAGUUUUUGUUGGAUGUUAGUUGAAGGCUUGUAUUUGUACUUCGCAGUGAUUAAAGUAUUCAGCGAUGGCAAAAUCUACUUGCGCUGGUAUUUUUUGUUUGCAUGGGGAUUCCCAGCACUCGUUGUCAUAGUGACUGGUGCUACUAGCCAUAAGUGGUAUGGAACAGAAGAAUAUUGUUGGCUUUCUGCUGAGGGAUAUUCAGUAUGGGCGUUCAUUGUUCCCGUACUGUGCGUUGUAAUGAUAAACAUGGUCAUUUUAGUCCUGAUUAUAAACCAAAUUGUGGUGCUUGCGAACAGUAGUGGUGUCGUGGAUGAUGUAAAGACGGGGUUGCGUUCCUCUCUCAUUCUGCUCCCAAUCCUCGGUGUGACGUGGGUGUUUGGUAUUCUCAGCUUCAACACAGAGACAAUUGCGUUCCAGUAUAUUUUUAACAUAACAAACUCUUUGCAGGGCUUCAUGCUCACACUGUUUCAUUGUUUUUUGAACUCUGAGGUUCGAAAAGCGUUGAAAAGAAAAACUGAAAUCUGGAGUCAUACAACUUCAUUUGGAAAACAUCUUGCCAGUAUGAACGUGACUCGACAUUCCAAAUACGACACAACUUUGUCGACUUCGGGUCCUUUGAUUCACGCGACGUAUACGCAACGGUUGACAGAUUUCAAUUGUAAUGCUAAUUCGAAUACCUCCGAACACCCCGAGCGUAACGUGGAAUAUAUUUCAAAUGCGUAAAUAAAAUUUAGUUACUAAUUAAAUAAUUUAAUUGCGAACGAAAAUACGUCAGUAUGAGAAAUAGCAAGAAAGAGAUCGUGCAAUGCAAGAACACGAUGGAAAACGAUGCUUUAAAUAAUGAAUUUUAAACUAAAACAGUGGCGGUGAAAAAAGAGAAACGAACAGGUAGAAUUGUAAGAGUGUAAUGAAAAUAUGUAAAUAAAAUUCAUUUUUAUGUUCAUAUAAUUUUAAGUGUA
Messenger RNA from Hydractinia symbiolongicarpus, 2981 nucleotides. RefSeq names its product adhesion G-protein coupled receptor D1-like. Gene Ontology annotation, molecular function: G protein-coupled receptor activity. Gene Ontology annotation, biological process: adenylate cyclase-activating G protein-coupled receptor signaling pathway; cell surface receptor signaling pathway. The transcript is spliced from 24 exons. Bases 1 to 2745 code for a protein of 914 amino acids. NCBI's taxonomy places the organism in Eukaryota, Metazoa, Cnidaria, Hydrozoa, Anthoathecata, Hydractiniidae. Gene Ontology annotation, cellular component: membrane. The record is from RefSeq and is a predicted model, not a curated record.